Molecule: messenger RNA, 2025 nt
Organism: Portunus trituberculatus (swimming crab)
Lineage: Eukaryota; Metazoa; Arthropoda; Malacostraca; Decapoda; Portunidae
Exons: 3
Coding region: 45-1652 (535 amino acids)
Source: RefSeq, a predicted model, not a curated record
CCUUGCACGGAGAGGAUAUUAGCACAGCUCCUCCUCACUAAGAAAUGGCAUCCGCUCAGCCACACGCCACGAGUUGGCGAGCACGAGCCCCGAAGAGGCCUCCCAUGACCCUCAGAAAACUUAGUCAUUCACGACUGACUUCCCUACUCACUGGUGUCCUCAAUCACCCUUCAGUAUGUCACAAGAGCUUGGCCAAUGUAGGUUCCUUGCUUCGCUCCUGCCUGCCACUCGGAACUCUCACAGCACUUCUGAGGGAUGUGACCUCCGCACAAGACCUCGCCAUCAAUCCUGAGCUUACUGUGAAUCUUCUAAGGCUUAACCUGAAUGCCGAUGUCUCCCACGUGGAAAUCAAGGGACGGGGCAUGGAAGCAAAUAGCUUGCUUGAACGAGAAUGUGAGACUUUCAUGAAGGAACUAGAAGUAAUGAAGGAACUCCGGCUGGAGAGUCUUUUGUUGGAAGGCUUGGCACUUAAACCUGGCCUCCUUUCAUGUAUAUUGAAGAAAGCCCCACUUCUCCGGUCACUACAGUUAUCUGGCAGUCUAGCAGAAGCAGCUCUGGAUCACCUGAGUCACAACACAUGUGAGCUUCACACCCUGCAUCUUCAUUCUUGCACUGUGACUGACGAAGAGAUUGCCAGUGCUCUCCUGUGGCCAGUUCGGAAGCUCAGCAACAUGGCAGAUGUGCUAUGUUCGGACGAAGACUUGUCAAAGCCUGGUCGAGUGCGAGCGUCAACUCUGAGGGAAGUGACAGUCAUAUCGCCCGCGCUGACAAUAGGUGGCGCAAUGGUGUUGCUGCGCGCCCUUCCCCACCUGUGUUGCCUUCAUUACACUUGGCUGGUUCCGGUGUGCGAGUCACUUCGUAUCUUGCAGCAGCUGUGUCCUUCAGUGACCUCCUACGCUAUCUCCCACCUCGAUCUGUCGCUGGUUGCAGGAAAUGUGUUAGAAAGCGUGGCAUCACUGUGUCCCAGCCUCCGCAAUCUGCAGAUAGAAGGGUGCGAGCCUAGUGUUGUCAAUCUUGAUGCGCUAGCGGGCUUCACUAAGCUGACCUCUCUCACCCUGCGACUAGUGCCCGAGUCCUUCAUUGUUUCAGCUGUAAAGGCGGUGGGCCACAACCUCCUUAAGCUGCGGGUGGAAUACGAGGAAUGCGUUUAUAAACUGUUCUCGUUCGCAGCGCUAAAAGUCCUUCAAGAACAUUGCCGCGAUUUACAAAGCCUCGAACUUAUCUCAGUGUGUCUGUCUGGAGAACCGCGUCCUCGCCAGCGAUCCAAGCUCAUUGUCCCUGCCUUCCCUGAGCUCACCCACCUAGUAGUGGAAGGAGCAGCGUCUUCACCCGACGUGCUAGCGAGCCUGAUCAGCCGCAAUAGGACCUUGGAACACAUGAGCCUGGCAGUGAAUCGGGACGUGCUCACGGAUCAGGUAGUUAGCACUCUUCUCUCCCAGAACGACCUGCACCACUUGGCCACGCUACACCUUGGAGCUGGUAACCUGUCACCUGCAGGCCUUAUCUCGCUCCUCACGCUUCCCUCCUUGGCGAGCCUCUCCCUCGACCUGAAGAGGUUUCCCUUCAUCCCUGAGUCAACCUUUGUGGCCCUACAAGAUGACCUCAUAAGUAGCAAUUGUUUGUGCCGCCUUGACAGGUCAGCCGUGGAAUAGUGUUGCCAGUGGCUUGUGAUUAUGGGAGUAAGAAACUAGCCCCUUGGGACAGUAGUAAAUAGUACUGUAGAUAGUUAGUGGUAGACAAAGUAGUGUUGUGUUCAUUGAAAUGUAACUAUAGUAUCAACAUACCUUCACUAUCACAAAUGUCAUUUUCAUUUGUAAAUUGUUGUUUCAUAUUGUAGAUAAUCAGCGUUAGUCUAAGUUGUAACUCAUGCAUUCAUAUCUGAUAUGGUGUUUGCACAAUUAGUAACCAUUUGCAAACUUGUCUGUAAUUCAGUAUUUGCAGUUGUUAUAAGUGCUUAUGCUUCCAUUGUGAAUGUUGGGAAAUCUUAAUCUAUUUAAAAAUUAAGAAAUAAACUUGACUGGUAAU